Molecule: messenger RNA, 504 nt
Organism: Dreissena polymorpha
Lineage: Eukaryota; Metazoa; Mollusca; Bivalvia; Myida; Dreissenidae
Product: adhesion G-protein coupled receptor G2-like
Exons: 4
Coding region: 1-504 (167 amino acids)
Biological process (GO): adenylate cyclase-activating G protein-coupled receptor signaling pathway
Molecular function (GO): G protein-coupled receptor activity
Source: RefSeq, a predicted model, not a curated record
AUGGCAAUGAUUCCCAGUCAGCUGGGAACAAUGACUCAGUCGUGGAUAUCAGGAUCCGCUAACAUCAGUCCUGGUUCCAAAGUCCAUCUUAAGAAAUCCCACACGUCCGAGGACAACGUAACCACAACAACCCGCGCCCCCGACAACAGUAGGCUCACCUUUCAGUUCAUCUGGUAUGCAAAUGCCAACCUGUUUCCCAUUACAACGAGUCACCAUGACGACCCAGUGCUGAGAGGGAAGACCUGGGUGGUGAUCUCCGCUGUACUGUCAGUGUCACUGUCUGAGCCAGUGUCCAACCUGUCUGAGCCCAUAGAGAUCGUGUUUGAGAUCCCGCCCACUGACAGCAAGCUCACUGCUGCCUACUGGGAUUAUACUGCCAACGGUGGCAAUUGGGACUGGCGUACAGAUGGCUGCAGCAUUGUUGAGAGGCGUCCCAUGCUGGCUACAGUCCACUGUGACCACCUCACAGCCUUCGAAGUUCUCAAGGUAACCAUGUACUUGUAG